CCCAAGACGAGAGAAGAGUUGGUAGCAUGAAUGAACAGCACACCCGCAUGACCUCCGUUCAUCCAGCGGCUAACGCGCUCCAAAGAGAAAUGCAUUGAGAAUGGUUAGCUGCAUACCCGGUGUUGGAACCACGCAGCUUCCGCUGACAAUGGAUUUCGAUAUGGGCAUCGCUCGCUAUAACGCAACACAUCAGCUUACCACCGCUCAUUUACUUGCUUCAGGAAAGACGAUCUCCUGGAUCCAUCCCGCAGCUGCAAAUUAUUGCACUGCGCGCCAACGAAUCCCGUUCGACUUCCUCCUUCCUAAACGCGCAAUUCUGAACGACAUGGCUCAGCGUGUCAGACGCUGUCAGCUUGUAAGACGUCCGAGAGAAAGUGAGGAGAUGACGAGAACCAAUCGUUCAAAUGCCCCGAAUGGAAGCCUCAGCCCGCCUCCAUUUAUGGCAUGCUCACACACGACUGCGAGCGAUGGUUCCCGCUUCACCUGGGCUACUCAUAUGGCGGGCCCUGGAGCACGUAUGCAUGGAGCCGAAUUCCGCAAGCCAAGCAUCGCUCACCGGAAUGCUGCGCCCUACUCGUGCUUCCCACCAGUCGCGAGGACGGCACGGCCCUUGGUACGAAGUGAGCCCCUUGCACACGUAAGAAGGCAAUAUCGACCUCACGGUAUACUGGCCCCAUCUCCGAAGACGACGUGGGUACGCGUAGACAAGAUCGCCAUCUUUGGUACGGCCUUCAGUAGAACGGCCUCCAAACUCACGCUAUCAUCCGUAUCGCAAUCACAUAUAGUAGGUAUAUUCCAAGGUAGUAAGCCAUUGUUUCCAGAUCAGACGACGCUCUUCUCCGCACGACGGACUCCGUAUUCGGAGCGGGGCGUGGGGUAACACGAACCGAGGCCUUACUCACCUAAACCUGCGGGUAAGGCAGAGCAAUCACACCGCGCUCACGUUGCAUAGCCACUAGCCCGAAUCCACCACCCGCUCCAGCGUCAACUGCUUUUCGCCACUCUAUAUCCGACAUCUAUCAACUUCCUCCAGCAUAAGGUGCAUUGUUGCUCACGAUGCAGCAGAGCCCCUCACCGCUCCCACUCAGCUCGAGCUGUGGCCCCACUAUGCCGAGCUCACCGAUCAAUGUCGUGUAAUACGAUCUGAUCUCGACAUGCAACGUCCCCUCGUACGCAGCAAUGGCAGCCACCUCCACUUCUCGCUAGCGUAGCCUGGGUCCUUCGCCUUCAAGUUCCGAAGCCA
Molecule: messenger RNA, 1243 nt
Organism: Trematosphaeria pertusa
Lineage: Eukaryota; Fungi; Ascomycota; Dothideomycetes; Pleosporales; Trematosphaeriaceae
Exons: 1
Coding region: 101-880 (259 amino acids)
Source: RefSeq, a predicted model, not a curated record